UACCUGCCAGCUCCUGGGAGGCAGGGACUCUGCUUUGGUGUCUAGGACAGUAUCUCCUUGUUGGGGGCUCAGACUUUCAGAUCAUAAAAUAAUUUAAAUGAACAUGUAACUUUGUGUGUAGUCAGUGAGGUAAUAGAGUUACCACCUAAAUUCUGGAAAGUGCCUUCCCACUACCAACUUUUAAACAUUUAUGAGGAAGAGGUAGGUUUUCCAAAACAUUGCUCUGUGAAAAGUUAACAUUACUCCAUUCACUCUUUACAAAAUAAAUCACUGCUGCUUGAAAAAAAUGACCAUUUGGGGAAGACAAUUUUAAUUUUUUAAAUGACAGCAACAGGAACAAAUAUUAAUUAGCAAAAUUUAAUCAAGAUUAAAUUUGGUGGAGGCAAUAAAAAAUACUGCUUUCUGGUGUGGGAUAAUAUCCUUCUACACAUGGCUAUCUUUUCUCAGUAGCUUUAACGUCUUUUGCACUUAAGCAUUUUUGCUGCAGCUUAAUAUUGACUUCUGUGAAUAAGUACAAUAUUGCAUAAGCACAAGUCACCAGAAUUAUUAAAGCAAUUAUACUGACCAGAAUAACAGCACAUGCUAAAAAUCAUUCUUAAGGAAACCCCACCUCCCCAUUAAAAAAUGGUAGAAAAAUUGUUUGUAUGCCUUAUUUAGAAUGAGUCUCUACAUAAUACUAAUGACAGUGUUUCCAGCUCUUCCCUCUGGUGUUUUACAAACGUUUUCUUCCAUAGGUUCUGAUAAUGUCAGACGCUGCUCCAGGCAGAGCAGCUCAUUCAUUAAAGGCAAGAGGGAGUGUGUCUUCUCUGAGCAGCCAUGAAUUCAGGCCUAAGGAACUUCAUGGAUGUACCAAAGACUCUCUGAGUACUGUGUCUUACGUGGAUGAGCCUAGCCAACGUGAUGAUGCCUCGCGCCUCACGGUUCAAAUGGAAAACACCUAUCAGCUGGGUCCUACCAAAUAUUUUCCUGUGGUCCUUGUCAACCAUAUUCUGAAAGAUGUGUUAACUAACUAUCUACAAGAAGAACAGUAUGAACCGGAGCUCUCUAGACAGAUGACUAAAACCAUUUCUGAGGUUAUUAAAGGCCAGGUCAAGGACUUGAUGAUUCCCCGGUAUAAGCUAAUUGUGAUUGUUCACAUUGGACAACGGGAGAGUCAGAGCAUACUGAUUGGAAGCAGAUGCCUCUGGGAUCCUAAAAGAGAUACCUUUUCAUCUUAUGUUUUCAGAAAUUCUUCCCUCUUUGCUCUUGCAUAUGUCUAUGCAGUUUACUUGGAGUGAUUGAAAAUAAGAAAUCUAGUUCUUACUUUUUUUAAAUCAAGAAAUAGGUUGUAUUUAUGUAUGCAAGUUUUAUUGCACAAAAUUUUGAGAAAGAAGCAACAUUAAUAUUUAAAAGAACUGGUAUUUGGGGCUUUGUUAGACUUGUAAGGACUGGGGGAGAGGGAGGUGGCACAAGAAACUUGUUUUCCAAAGAAGGAACUAAAUCUUAGUUCUGCAGAGUUGUUUUUCAUAGACAUAGAUUAUUAUUAAAUAUUACUUUGGUACUAAUUACCUUAAUUACUCUUCAAUUAGAGAGCUAGAAUUUCCUUCAUAGAAAGGUUUUUAUUUUAAAAAAAAAUGUAUGGCUAUAUGCUCUGACCAAGAAAUGGUAGAAUAUUCAAUAUGGUAUAUGCAAAUGAUAAAUGUUAAUAUGUCUCAGUGCUGCCUAUAAAACAAUACUGGUUUUCAUUUUGUACUUAAUAAAUUGAGCAGCAUUCAUUAGCUGCAAUUAUUGUUACGUGUACCUGACAGUUGAAACUGCUGAGGUAGAAUUAAUGAUUUCAUAACAAUUAUCAUAGUCCCACAGGGCUGCUAGCUAAAACUAGAAGCUCUUGUGGGUUGCCUGUACUUUACAAAACUGUGGGAGAACUGAAUGUUGGCUCUUUAAUAAUGGAAACUAUAGUGAACAAAAGGCUUUUUAGGGUACUGAAGUAGACGUUGUAAUAUUAAAUGUAC
Messenger RNA from Manis pentadactyla (Chinese pangolin), 1991 nucleotides. It is a transcript of the gene DYNLT5, whose product is annotated as dynein light chain Tctex-type family member 5. Bases 744 to 1277 code for a protein of 177 amino acids. Gene Ontology annotation, molecular function: dynein intermediate chain binding. NCBI's taxonomy places the organism in Eukaryota, Metazoa, Chordata, Mammalia, Pholidota, Manidae. The transcript has 4 exons. Gene Ontology annotation, biological process: microtubule-based movement. The record is from RefSeq and is a predicted model, not a curated record. Gene Ontology annotation, cellular component: cytoplasmic dynein complex; cytoplasm.